UGCAACCAUUUAGAUUAAACUACAUUGCUAAACUUGAACAAGACAAGAACAUUUUCACUCCUGGAUACCAAAAAGCCUCGGUUCUUUUGAAAAGGUAUUAUUGAGGACGACAUGGGCACCGAGGGAAAGGUGAUCCGGUGUAGAGCGGCCGUGGCCUGGGAGGCGGGACAAGCAUUGGUCGUGGAGGAGGUGGAGGUAGCGCCACCCAAAGCUCACGAAGUCCGCGUCAAGAUAGCGGCGAGCGGGGUGUGCCACACAGACUGGGCGUACCUGCAUGGGGCGGGCAGGGGCAUGGAGCUGCGCCCCUUUCCCUUGGUACUGGGGCACGAGGGCGCCGGGGUGGUUGAGAGUGUCGGGGCCGGCGUCACCAAGUUCUCCCCAGGUGACAAAGUCAUCCCUCUCUUCCUGCCUCAGUGUGGGGAGUGUGAGUGCUGUCUCAGUGCCAAGACCAAUCUGUGCAAAGCCAACUGGAGUAAGACUCAGCAGGGGGUUCUGGCUGAUGGCACGAGUCGUAUCACCUGUAGGGGGCAGCAGGUCUUCCAGUUCCUUGGCGUCAGCUCCUUCUCUGAGUACACCGUUGCCUUGGAAACAAACUUGACCAAGAUCCACCCUGAUGCCCCGCUUGAGCGAGUGUGCCUGCUGGGGUGCGGUGUUGCCACUGGAUACGGAGCCGCUGUCAACGUUGCCAAGGUGGAACCAGGCUCUGUGUGUGUGGUGUUUGGGCUGGGGGCAGUAGGCCUGGCUGCGGUGAUGGGGUGUGUGAGUGCCGGGGCAGCUCGGGUCAUCGGUGUGGACGUCAACCCAGACAAGUUUGCUAAGGCACGGGAGUUUGGGGUGACCGAGUGUGUGAACCCCAGAGACCACAGCUGCCCAGUGCAGGAGGUGCUGGCCCAGAUGACCGGUGGGGGGGCGGACUACUCCCUGGAGUGUGUUGGAGAUGUGGAGGUUAUGCGGAGUGCUCUGGAGUCGUGUCGCUCAGCGUGGGGUGUGUGUGUCAUCGUGGGCUGGACGGAGCUAGAGGAGAUGAGGCUCCGCCCCUUUCACCUGCUCAUGGGACGCACCCUCAAGGGCACCUACUUUGGAGGCUGGAAGAGUGUGCGUGAUGUCCCUCGGCUGGUGGACCAGCACCUGUCUGGACGUCUGAAGCUGGAGGAGUUCGUCACACACACCCUCACGCUGGACCAGGUCAACCACGCCUUCCAGCUGCUCGCUGGAGGUCAAAGCAUCCGUAGCAUCAUAACCAUGUGAGCUGACCUGUAGUGGACAGACGAUAGACUGUAUAUACAGUAUAGUUCUAUAUGCAGUAUGCAGUCUAUGGGACUGGCCUGUGGAGGACUGGCCUGUGGACUGACCUGUGGUGGACUGGCCUGUGGAGGACUGACCUGUGGACUGACCUGUGGUGGACUGGCCUGUGGAGGACUGACCUGUGGACUGACCUGUGGUGGACUGGCCUGUGGUGGACUGACCUGUGGACUGACCUGUGGACUGGCCUGUGGUGGACUGUGGUGGACUGUGGAGGACUGGCCUGUGGACUGACCUGUGGUGGACUGUGGAGGACUGGCCUGUGGACUGGCCUGUGGACUGACCUGUGGUGGACUGGCCUGUGGACUGACCUGUGGACUGGCCUGUGGUGGACUGUGGAGGAUUGGCCUGUGGUGGACUGGCCUGUGGACUGACCUGUGGACUGACCUGUGGACUGACCUGUGGACUGGCCUGUGGUGGACUGUGGAGGACUGGCCUGUGGAGGACUGACCUGUGGACUGGCCUGUGGUGUGAGCAGCUGGGCUUCAGGGCAGGCUGCACGUGGCCGUAAGGGGGAUGUGUAGGUGUAGCCCUCUCCUGGAGCUAAGGAGUGCUGGACUACAGGAGAGCAUGAUGUGGUCCCCACCCUGGACAUCCACUAUCCUCUAUUUCUUUUAUUUUUCUUCAUGUUGAAUGAUAAAUGAGAAAUAUAACAUUUACUGCUUAAACAAUCUUCCUUUCUGAAACAUUUGCUUGCAACAUGAGAUCUGAUAUUUGUACUGUGAUAUGAACAGUGGUUUGUUCGUAGAUGAGUUUCAGGGUGAAAGGGGACUGAAUUAGU
Messenger RNA from Sardina pilchardus (European sardine), 2083 nucleotides. RefSeq names its product alcohol dehydrogenase class-3-like. Lineage: Eukaryota; Metazoa; Chordata; Actinopteri; Clupeiformes; Clupeidae. The record is from RefSeq and is a predicted model, not a curated record. Gene Ontology annotation, biological process: formaldehyde catabolic process. The coding region runs from base 112 to 1248 and encodes 378 amino acids. The transcript is spliced from 9 exons. Gene Ontology annotation, molecular function: S-(hydroxymethyl)glutathione dehydrogenase [NAD(P)+] activity; zinc ion binding. Gene Ontology annotation, cellular component: cytosol.